GUUUGCUUUUAUGUUACAGCGGCUUAGCAGGGAAGACUGUUACUGGGUCUGUUGCAGUUCUGCUGAAAUUCACAGAUUGUCUGAUUUUAAAACUAAUUGUUUCUCCGGUUUAUCUGCAGGCUCGUUUGAUCCAGGUGAUGAGUGUGAUUGCAGUCCUGUCUGUGAAUAUGGUGACAGCCAACAUGUUACUGAGUGUCUUCUUUCUUUCAGGUGCUUUGGCUGAUUGUCUUCAGAGAUCAAACCUCUUAAUUACUGCACCACAGAAGAUGGAAGCACUGAGUGGAUCUUGUUUGCAAAUCCCAUGUAACCUUAGAGCUAAACCAGAACAAGAGUUUAACAGCAGCAGAGAAACCUUUGGAGUUUGGAUUAAGACUGACUACAGAUUUGGCCUCAAUCCAAACAAUGUGAUUUUCAACAGUAGUAAGACAGUUAACACGUAUCCAAUGAAUAUUACUGGAAACCUGAGUCAGAAAAACUGCACCACUCUGUUUUCCAGUUUAAUCACAAAUUAUACAGACACAUACUACUUCAGAAUUGAGACUAAACCAUUCAGAGCAACAGCUGAAUGUGAUCCUCUUCAAAUAACAGUUAAAGAUUCUCCUCCGAGCCCCAGAAUUGAGAUCUCAGGUGAUCUGAAGGAGAAGCAGUCAGUCACUAUAACCUGCUCAGCUUUCACUCCCUGUCCACACUCACCUCCUAAACUCACCUGGAAUCUCCAAAAAAACUCUCACAACCACACAGAAGAAAACACAGAUGGAACCUUCACAACUAAAAUCCAGGAGAGCUUCACUCUGUCAGACCAACAUGAUGGAUACAACAUCACCUGUUCUGUCAGAUAUCCUGUGAAUGAAGGAAAAGAUAACAAGACAGCAGAGGAGAGAAAGACUCUCAGUGUUUCAUAUGCUCCUGAAAACACCUCAGUGUCCAUCAGUCCAUCAGGUUUGGUGUCAGCAGGUAGCUGGGUGAACCUGACCUGCUCCAGCAGAGCCAAGCCUCCCGUCAGCCGCUUCACCUGGUUCAAGAACAGCAAAGAUGGACCCAUGAUUGUAUCUGAAGGACCGUUUUACAGCUUCAAUAUGACAGAUGGAGGAGUUUAUUACUGUGUGGCAAUGAAUGAUUUUGGUGCUCAGGCAUCAUCAUGGAUUCAUUUAAACAGUGCAGAUGUUAAAAGAGAGACUCCAACGAUGGUUACCCAUCUACAAUUGGGUUCAGCUGUCAGAGGGAUCAUUGUUGUCAUUCUCAUCUGCACUGCUCUCUGUGUUUGGUGGUUUAAGUGGAAACAUCAAACUCCACAACAGACUCAGAGUCAAAGAGGUGAAGAGCUUUCUCUUCAAAUGCCAGUCAGCACAAAUUAAGAAAACAUCCAUUAUGGAGAGAUUGACUUUCGAAGAGGAGACCUGAACCGUCCUCUGACUCAGUGCAGGACAGUGGACAGCAGCAGGAUUCGCUGUAUGCACAGGUCAAAGUGUCUGAGCCAUCAAACAGAUUAACUCACACUGCUGAUGGUCCAGAGGAUCUCUACGCUCAAGUUAAG
Dicentrarchus labrax (European seabass) is the source of this 1534-nucleotide messenger RNA. Its product is annotated as B-cell receptor CD22-like. The transcript has 9 exons. Lineage: Eukaryota; Metazoa; Chordata; Actinopteri; Moronidae. The coding region runs from base 138 to 1355 and encodes 405 amino acids. The record is from RefSeq and is a predicted model, not a curated record.